AUGUGGAGCCGCUGCUGCAGAGGCCGGCCUUCCGCUGUGCUGCUACUGUUGCUGCUAGUUGCAGCAGCAGCAGCAGCAGCCUGCUUCGGCGUAUCUUGCCUGACAAUCAGGCGCUCUGCUGCUGCUGCUGAGGCGGGAUCAAUGCUCAGCAGCAGCCGAGUCAGCAGCAGCAACAGCAGCAACAGCAGGAUUAGCAGCAGCAGCAGCUCGUGUCUCUUCUACCCAUCGCUUAUGUUCAUCAGCGCCGGACAGCAGCAGCACAGCAACGGCAGCAGCAACAGCCGCAGCGGUUUGCACUCCCUUACAUCUUUUAUUGUCUCUUCAAGCUGUCUGCCCAUUGGCAGCAACAGCAACUGGAGCAGCAAAAGCAGCAGCAGGUUGGCUGCUGUUUCUUCUCAGAAGAAACAGCAGCAGCGGAAGCAGCAAGAAAAGGAAAUACUGCAGCGCCGCAAGGCGAACCAAGCGAAGCAGCGAGAGCGACUGCUGCAGCAGAAACAGCAGCGGCGGCAGCAGCAGCAGCAACAGCAACAGCAGCAGCAGCAGCAGCAAAAUGCUGCUUCUGAAGCCACCAAAGAGGAACUUGUUGCUCUGCGAGCGAAGUUGCGGUUGCAGCAGCAACUGAAUCGGAAGAAGCAGUUGAAGCAGCACCAUCUGCUGCUGCAGCAACGGCGGGAGCAGGCAAAGCUGCAGCGGCAGCAGCAACGGCAGCGGCUGCAGCAGCUGCGUUUGGAGGCCAGACAGGCGGCGCAGCAGCAGCAGCAGCAAAAUACGCUUGGUAGGGCUACAACAAGAGAAGGGAAAGACCUUAAGCUAGCGGAGAUAAAGCAUUUGCUGAAGACGUCGCUGCUGCUGCUGCAGCUGAAGACACAAACCAUCGGCAGCAGCAGCAGCAACACCGGCAGCAGAACUGUUUCGGUGGGGCUCACGCAGGAGCAGCAGCAGCAGAUCUUCAGGAUGCUGCUGCUGCAUGGUCUUCAUAAAUUUGUGCUGCUAAAGAGAAUUAAAAACUCCCUCCUCCGCACAGCCAUUCGCCAGCUCCAAGAAGAGCAGCAGCAGCAGCAGCAGCAGCAGCAGCAGCAGCAUGGCGUAGAGGAGAUGCAUGCACGCCUGUGGGGCCGAUGGGAUGAUCCCCCUCUUAGCGACGAAGACAUCUUGGAGGCCCUAGGUGUAGAUCAACAGCAGCUACAGCAGCAGCAGCAACAGCAGCAGCAAGAACAGGCGAAGGGGCAGUCUUUCGCUCCUGCUGCAGCAAGGCCCUCUGGAGGCAAGAGCAGCAAGAGCAGCAAGAGCAGCAGCAGCAGCAAGAGCGCCUCGAAGAAAACAGCAGCAGGGAAUAAUGCUGCUGCUGCAUCUGCUGCUGAUUCGCCACCUCUUGACUUAGAGACGAUGGAGAUGCCAGAGCCUGAGGAUUACGCAGCAGCAGCUGCAGCAGCAGCAGCAGCAGAAGAACAAGCCAAGACAGCAAUUCAAGUUGCGGGUGCUUCUCGAUCUGUUGCAGAAUCAGCGGAGCUGCUGCUGCCACAGCUGAAGGGAGAAUCUCUUUAUGCCUUCGUGCAUGCAUCUGCUGCAGCAGAAGACAGAUUGGGGGAGGCUUUGCGUUUGCUGCUGCAGCAAGCUGCUGCUGCUGCUGCAGCCAACAAAGAAAGGGCUGAAGAGAUAGCAGCAGAUAACACGCGCAGGAAACCAGGAGACAAAUAUAUAAUGCUGCCGGUAGAGAAGCCUCCGCCUGCUGAGCUGCUGCCUCUCAUCAUGCAAAGACCUGCUGCUGCUGCUGCUGCUGCUGGGAAGGGCGGCGAGGAGGGGGAGUCGCCCUCAUCUGCUGCUGCGGCAACAGCAGCAGCAGAAGCAGCAGCAGAAGCAGCAUUGGGGAAGCCGCCACCGAAGGGCCCCCCGCUGCUGCUAGAUGCUGCUGCUCUCAGCCCUGACCGCCUCAUACUCUCUAAUAGUUUGCUUCUUCUUGCAGAGCUGCCUACGAGGAAGCAGCUUAUGCAGAAGCUAGCCGAUAAAGCUCUUCUUCCUUCGGUACAGCUGCUAUCGUCUCUGCAAAGGGGUUGUGCGGCGUUGAGUUUGACGUUGAGGGCUUCGCAGCUGCAGCUGCUGGCCCUGCUAACACACGGCCGCCUUAAGGCGGAGCAGCAGCAGCAGCAACAUCUCGUGCUGCAGCAGCCGCAGCCGCAGCAGUAG
This is a messenger RNA of Eimeria acervulina, 2184 nucleotides long. RefSeq lists its product as hypothetical. The coding region runs from base 1 to 2184 and encodes 727 amino acids. The transcript has 2 exons. Lineage: Eukaryota; Apicomplexa; Conoidasida; Eucoccidiorida; Eimeriidae. The record is from RefSeq and is a predicted model, not a curated record.